Lycium barbarum (goji berry) is the source of this 2057-nucleotide messenger RNA. Its product is annotated as signal peptide peptidase-like 2. Lineage: Eukaryota; Viridiplantae; Streptophyta; Magnoliopsida; Solanales; Solanaceae. Gene Ontology annotation, cellular component: lysosomal membrane; cytoplasmic side of endoplasmic reticulum membrane; lumenal side of endoplasmic reticulum membrane. The record is from RefSeq and is a predicted model, not a curated record. Bases 221 to 1852 code for a protein of 543 amino acids. The transcript has 14 exons. Gene Ontology annotation, biological process: membrane protein proteolysis. Gene Ontology annotation, molecular function: aspartic endopeptidase activity, intramembrane cleaving.
CAAGUCUCAGUCUCUCUUGUGUUGGAAAAACAGUAGAUCAAACUGAUAAUUUUUUUUUCUAAUAAUUUCUCACAAGAAUUCACUUUUUGUAUGAUUAAAAAGUUAAUAGUAGUUAAAGUUGCCUUUUUUUUUUCUUCAGUUCUUCAUAAAACUUUCUUCUGUAAAUACAUUGUAUGAUCAAGAAAAGGAGAAAUUUCAAUUGAACUUAAGAGAAAUCUCUAUGGAUUUCCAUAGGAUUAGCUUUGUAAUUUUCAUCUGUGGAGUUGUAUUACUUUCACUCAACUUUCCUGCUAAAGUUACAGCUGGUGACAUUGUUCAUGAUGAUGACGUGGCACCCAAGAAGCCUGGUUGUGAGAAUGUUUUUGUGUUGGUGAAAGUUCAAACUUGGAUUGAUGGUAAAGAGGAUGCAGAAUUUGUUGGUGUUGGUGCUAGAUUUGGCGCUACUAUUGUGUCAAAGGAGAAAAAUGCACAGCAAACUCCGCUUACUCUUUCUGACCCUCGGGAUUGUUGCAAGCCUCCAAGGAAAAAGCUUGCUGGAGAGAUCAUCAUGGUAGAUCGUGGCCAUUGCAAAUUCACAACGAAGGCUAAUAAUGCUGAAGCUGCCGGGGCUUCGGCAAUCCUGAUAGUAAAUAAUCAAAAAGAACUCUACAAGAUGGUUUGUGAUCCUGAAGAAACAGACCUAGAUAUACACAUACCUGCUGUUAUGCUACCUCAGGAUGCUGGGACAACACUGAAUAAAAUGCUUUUAAAUGGCUCGUCAUCAGUUACCGUGCAACUCUACUCUCCAAAACGACCUGUAGUGGACAGUGCAGAAGUAUUUUUGUGGGUGAUGGCUAUUGGUACAAUCUUGUGUGGUUCUUAUUGGUCUGCUUGGAGUGCUAAAGAAACAGCUAUAGAGCAGGACAAGCUGUUGAAGGAUGCUUCAGAGGAAGAGCUUUCAAAUUUUGGAACUGGUGGCUCAAGCACCGUGAUGGAUAUAAACGUGAUAUCAGCAUUCUUAUUUGUUGUUGUUGCUUCCUGCGCCUUGAUUGUAUUGUAUAAGUUGAUGAGGUUCACGUGGUUCUUUGAAAUCUUGGUGGUUCUCUUUUGCAUCGGUGGUGUAGAGGGGCUACAAACUUGCUUAGUUGCCUUGCUAGCAAGGUGGUUUAAGCGCACGGGAGAGUCAUUCAUUAAAGUACCCAUUUUUGGUGCUGUCUCUUAUCUUACUUUGGCUGUUUCCCCAUUCUGCAUAACUUUUGCAGUGGUUUGGGCAGUGUACAGAAAUUCUUCUUUUGGCUGGAUAGGUCAAGACAUACUUGGCAUCACACUAAUAAUUACAGUUCUGCAAAUUGUGCGGAUACCUAAUCUCAAGGUCGGUACAGUUCUUUUGGGGUGUGCCUUCAUCUAUGACAUAUUUUGGGUGUUUGCUUCUAAGAGUCUCUUCCAUGAAAGUGUGAUGAUUGUGGUAGCUCGUGGUGAUAAAAGUGGGGAGGAUGGUAUUCCAAUGCUGCUGAAGAUUCCUCGACUAUUUGAUCCAUGGGGUGGUUACAGCAUUAUUGGCUUCGGUGACAUCCUAUUGCCUGGCCUGCUAGUAGCAUUUUCACUUAGGUAUGAUUGGCUUGCAAAGAAGAAUCUUCGCGCUGGUUACUUCUUGUGGGCAAUUAUUGCAUAUGGAUUAGGUCUUCUGAUUACAUAUGUAGCAUUGAACUUAAUGGAUGGCAUUGGCCAACCUGCACUUCUUUACAUCGUCCCAUUCACCCUCGGGACCUUUUUGAUGCUGGGGAGAAAGAGAGGUGACCUGAAAAUUCUUUGGACAAAGGGUGAACCGGAAAGGGUGUGUUCACAUGUUCAUCUCGAAUCAAUGGAAGAAUAAGGCAAUCUUCCUCUUGUAAUUAUAUUAUACUGACCUAAGUAUUAUCUGCUAGCAUCAAUCAUUAAACAGUCUGGUAUCAUCUAGCUGUUUAAGGCUUAGCAAAAUCUUCAGUUGUUAAAGUACACAUUGAUGUGCCAGUUAAUGUACAGCUGAUUGAUCAGCAUUUGUCCCUUUGGUGAAAAUAGUGUAGUUGCUUGUUUUAUUA